Molecule: messenger RNA, 2048 nt
Organism: Drosophila willistoni
Lineage: Eukaryota; Metazoa; Arthropoda; Insecta; Diptera; Drosophilidae
Product: sodium- and chloride-dependent glycine transporter 1-like
Exons: 9
Coding region: 172-1974 (600 amino acids)
Biological process (GO): sodium ion transmembrane transport
Cellular component (GO): membrane
Source: RefSeq, a predicted model, not a curated record
ACAAGAACAAUAACAACAAACAAAAGUGAUUCAAGAUUCUUUAUUUGAAGCUGCAGUAGAAUAUUUUUUUUUUUGUACUUGUGAUUAUUUUGAAGUGCAAUGCCAUCGGCUUGAGGUUGACAUAGAUAAUCUUACCUAUCUAUAUAAGCACAUUCCAAUUCCAACGCCGAAAUGGUUUAUGAAUCUUCAUACGAAUCGGGGCAAAAGCCCUUUCGUCCCGAUCUGCAACGUGGCAAAUGGGAAAAACCCACUGACUAUCUAUUCGCCUGUUUCGGUUUGGCCUUAAAACUAGAUGUAUUUGUGGCUUCCUAUUGGUUCUUUUUUGAUAUGGGAUUAUUCGGUAUGAUGCCCUAUUAUAUAUAUAUGGUUGUCUAUUUGGUUCCCAUUUUGGUUGUUCACUCGUUUAUGGGUCAAUUUUCCAGCAGUGGUUUUAUAUCUGCGUUUCGUCUUUCACCGUUUUUUAAAGGAAUGGGCUUUGUCAGUUUAUUUUUGAGCGUAUCGAUGUUGGUUUACUAUGGCAUCUUUGCGGCUGUGCCACUUAUUUUCAUAAUUAAUUCACUGCGUCCCACUUUACCCUGGAGUUGUGAGGGUAUUGGAAAUUAUGCGAAUAUUUCCCACUAUCCAAUGACUAUUUGUAACAAAACGAACACAGAAUUGGAUGAUUUGAUGGCAAGUGACAAUGAAACGGAAAUAUUUCUCACAACUACAGUGCAUGUUCCAUCGGUUUUGUUCUUCAAACAUCAUUUUCAAAGUUAUGAUUCUGAGAAGUUCAGUUAUCUCGAGGAUGAGUAUGAACUGUCUUGGCAUUUUGUUGGCCUCUUUGUAGUGGUUUGGGCAAUCGUCGCAUUUAUAUUUUAUAAAUUCUCUGAGACAGCUAAAUUUGGCAAAUUCAUACGUUAUAUGGUUAUAAGCACUUUGGUUCUAUUACUUGUGUGCUUUGUGCGUUUUAUCUUUCUACCUGGAGCUCUGGAUGGACUUACCCAUUAUAUGAAACCUCGACUUGAUGAUAUGCUAACCGGUGGAGUAUCAACGUCUAUAAUGAUGUUACAGGCUCUUGGUGCUGGCUGGGGCAGUAUUAUAGCCUUAUCCAGUUUUAAUGAGUUUAAAACAAACAUUAUGAGCUAUAGCUGGAUUAUUGCCUUUGGUCAAAUAACUAUUUACAUUCUGUUUGGCAUGGUCACCUUUAUGCUGGAUCAUUUCUUUGAGGAAAUGAAGGCGGAUAGGUUUGAGUCCUAUGUGGAAAACCAUUGGCUUUUGUUCUUAUCUAGUGCCAGUGCUUUGGCUUCUUUGGAAUGGCCUAACAUGUGGACCAUUUUGUAUUACAGUAUGCUCUUAAUGGCGGCACUUAUUGUGAUGGCCACUCAGAUCUUUACAGUACUCAAAAGUCUUUUUGAUGAAUUCGAAGGAUUACGUCAGUAUAAGCAAGAAGUUACCUUUGGCGUAAUUGGUGGACUGGCCAUUUGCUCUUUCUUUUUCUGCACUAAUCAUGGUGUUCUAUAUUUCUCGAGCCUCAGUCUGGAUGCUAUCUUCUCUCAUAGCGUAUUACAUUUGUUGCUCCUUUUGGUCAUUCUAUGGAUCUAUGGACGUGAACGUUUUCAGCGUGAUAUUGAAUUUAUGCUAGGUCAACCAUUUGCCUCUUGGAGAAUCAUUGUUUUACGUUUUGUGGCUCCCCUGAUGCUAAUUUAUUUGCUGUUGAUGGGCAUCUUUAUUUCUGUAUUAGAGCAUUCGUUUUCCUCAACUGUUGUGCUGAUAAUAAGCACAAUUUUGGUAUUGAUACCAUUAUUAUUUAUACCCGGCUAUGGUAUAUAUAAUAUGUGGCAAGGUGCUGGAACAUUUUGUGUACGUUUCCGUAGAGCCUGUCGUCCCACAGAUUGGUAUCCUUUGGAGACAGCAGAUCGUCAACUAUAUGAGGAGGCCAUGGGAACCUCGGACAUAACGCAUCAAUUGUAUGAAGUUACGGAAGAGGUCAAUUGAGCUAAACCAAUGCAUUAAACUUACCAACAUAUUUGUAUAAAAUAAAAAUAUUAACAAGACAAAAAGGUGACAUA